Fimicolochytrium jonesii is the source of this 1832-nucleotide messenger RNA. RefSeq lists its product as uncharacterized. Gene Ontology annotation, molecular function: GMP synthase (glutamine-hydrolyzing) activity; GMP synthase activity; ATP binding. Lineage: Eukaryota; Fungi; Chytridiomycota; Chytridiomycetes; Spizellomycetales; Powellomycetaceae. Bases 133 to 1716 code for a protein of 527 amino acids. Gene Ontology annotation, biological process: GMP biosynthetic process. The record is from RefSeq and is a predicted model, not a curated record. Gene Ontology annotation, cellular component: cytosol. The transcript has 5 exons.
CGCAACGUCCUUCUCGCAUCCCUUUUUUUCGGCGUGGGAAAACCAACCUCGCGGCUUUCAACACCUUCGCUCGGCGUAUAUCCAGCAUCAGAAACUACAUACAACAACAACAACAACAACAACAACAACAACAUGGCCGAAGAAGUCUCGCAGCAGUACGACACCAUCCUCAUCCUGGACUUUGGCUCCCAGUACACCCACUUGAUUGCAAGGCGUAUCAGAGAGCUCGGCGUCUACUGUGAAUUGCUCGCUUGCACAGUCAAGGUCUCCGAACUCAAGUUCAAGCCUGCCGGUAUCAUUCUGUCCGGAAGUCCCUACUCCGUAUAUGACAAAGACGCACCUCACGUCGACCCGGCAAUUUGGGGGCUGGGACUCCCCAUCCUUGGGAUCUGCUAUGGGCUGCAGGAAAUCGCAUGGACAAAAGGCGGAAAGGUAGAACCCCACGACAAGCGCGAGUACGGCAAAGCCACCAUCCAGAUCCAACCCGAGAACCAACUCUUCGCCGGUCUCACCAACGACAUCACCGUAUGGAUGAGCCACGGCGACCAGCUCUCCCAACCACCAGCCGGUUUCACCUCGGUCGCCCACACCGCCACCUCUCCCUUCACCGCCAUCGAGAAGCACGACGAGCGGAUAUACGGACUGCAGUUCCACCCUGAAGUCACCCACACGCCCGAGGGAUCCAUCAUCCUCAAAAAUUUCGUCAUUGGAAUCUGCAAUGCGACUCCCAACUGGACCAUGGCGUCCUUUGUCGACAAGGAGAUUGAGCGGAUCCGGAACGUUGUCGGACCAACCGCACAGGUCAUCGGCGCCGUCAGCGGUGGUGUUGACAGCACCGUCGCCGCGAUGAUCAUGAGCAAAGCCAUCGGCGACCGGUUCCACGCCAUCCUGGUCGACAACGGCGUGAUGCGUCUCAACGAGUGUCAGAUCGUGCAGGAGACCCUGCAAAAGCAUCUCGGGAUCAACCUCACUGUCGCUGAUGCCCACGAUCUCUUCUUGGGCCGCUUGAAGGGUGUAACUGACCCUGAGAAGAAGAGGAAGAUCAUUGGAAACACCUUCAUUGAGGUGUUUGAAGCUGAGGGGCUUAAGAUCGAGGCGCAGGUUGAGCAGGAGGGAAGGGGGAAGAUUGAGUUCUUGCUGCAGGGCACAUUAUACCCUGAUGUCAUUGAGUCUAUCUCGUUCAAGGGUCCUUCUGCUACCAUCAAGACGCAUCACAACGUCGGCGGCCUCCUCGACGACAUGAAACUCAAAGUGAUCGAACCCCUCCGCGAGCUCUUCAAAGACGAAGUCCGCGCCCUCGGCGCCAUCAUGGGCAUCGACGACGAGCUCGUCUGGCGACACCCCUUCCCCGGCCCGGGCAUCGCUAUCCGGAUCCUCGGUGAAGUCACACCGGAGCAGGUCGCGAUCGUCAGACAGGCGGAUCAUAUCUAUAUCUCGGAGAUUAAGGCGGCGGGGCUUUAUAGGAAGAUUUCGCAAGCCUACGCAGCCCUCCUCCCCAUCCGCUCCGUCGGCGUCAUGGGCGACAAACGCACCUACGAGCAAGUUAUCGCCCUGCGCGCAGUCGAAACAAAAGAUUUCAUGACCGCAGACUGGUACGAGUUCCCUUACGACGUCCUCAAGCGCAUCUCGAGCAGGAUCAUCAACGAGGUGCAGGGAGUUAACCGCGUCGUGUAUGAUGUGAGCUCGAAGCCACCCGCGACGAUCGAGUGGGAAUAGGCUUGUUGAGGGAUAUGUUGUGGUGGUGCGGGACGUGCUUAGAUGUUGUCUGUGUUCCAUUUUUAUCAUUUUUUUUCGCAUGUGUUUAUUUAUACAGAACAUGAUAGAUUUGCUAC